This is a messenger RNA of Hyaloscypha bicolor E, 1020 nucleotides long. RefSeq lists its product as uncharacterized. NCBI's taxonomy places the organism in Eukaryota, Fungi, Ascomycota, Leotiomycetes, Helotiales, Hyaloscyphaceae. The record is from RefSeq and is a predicted model, not a curated record. Bases 1 to 1020 code for a protein of 339 amino acids. The transcript has 4 exons.
AUGGAAGGGUACAGCAAGCUCGCAAGCCUCAUGGGUGAUGCCCGCACGGAUGGACACUUCCUGAUAUUCCAAAAGUUUGAGUCAAUUAGCGCGCAAAACUUACUCUACCUUCAAGCUGAAAUCACCAAUCUCAAGGAAAGCAUCGACAAGAUAGCUCAGAUUGACUCUGAGAAUCCAGAGAGGAAAGAUUUUGCCGUCGACUGGGAAACGCUCAGCUCCUCAACGGAUAGUAUCCAAUAUGAGAAAUGGCUCGAGCUUCGCCGGAAACUCAAGGAAUACUAUAAAGCAAUUGCGCACCACAUGAUGAUCACUGGGCUUCCAGCACCACGCAAAUACGACCUCGACUUCCUCCAGAAAUGGCUCGAGCGUCCUAGCUUAGGGAACUCUGCAUUCAUCGGCGCAGACUGCGACGUGUACGAUAAGCCCGCGGGGCUUGGGACGUUGGCUGCAGGAGGGGGACAAGUUGAUGCGAUGACAAGACUGCUUCUCAACGUGCUGCCAAAUCUUUACCACUGGGGAGUUGUCCACCCUCUGCACAGAAUCUGCGGUGAAUGGAUAAAGAAACCAGAAAGCCAUCGAAACUGCGGACCGUCACCCCAACCAGAAUCCACCUCCGGCACCGAGGAAGAUCGCAAGUCCUGUCAAGACGUCUCAGUCACAUCAACUACCUCAUUAGAUAACUCGCCAACACUCCGGCCCAGCACAGAAAGUACCUCAGACGAAUCAUCUUUCGAUAUCGAAGCCAACAUAUUCCUUUACCGCGACACACACUUUCAUCGCGUUGCUACAAUCCUCGGCACGCUGGUGUCUUCCUUGAUACCUAUAGCAGCAAUUAUAGUGCUUUCAUUUGUGAGGGAUAUGACCGCGAGACUGGGUGCUGUGUGUGCCUUUACGGCAAUAUUCAGUGUUUGCUUGAGCUUGGUGACGGAGGCAAAGCGGGUGGAGAAUUUUGCGGCAACUGCUGCGUUUGCGAGUGUUCAGGUUGUGUUUGUGGGGAGUACGAACGUGAUGAUGAGGUGA